Drosophila eugracilis is the source of this 6098-nucleotide messenger RNA. Its product is annotated as serine-rich adhesin for platelets-like. Bases 1 to 6069 code for a protein of 2022 amino acids. The record is from RefSeq and is a predicted model, not a curated record. The transcript is spliced from 11 exons. NCBI's taxonomy places the organism in Eukaryota, Metazoa, Arthropoda, Insecta, Diptera, Drosophilidae.
AUGACGAUCGCAUUAAGACCCGCGAUCUGUGCUAUCAUCUUACUAGGUACAGUGGUACCCAGCAAGAGUCAGGACUGGAAUCCGUUAUUCCUUUCUUCGAUGCAACGAACGGGAAAUGCUAAACAAUCUCAGUCCCUAGCUCAGUCACAAGGAGUGUUGGAGUCACAACCUCGGUUGGUGUUAAAACCAUUACAGGAAAUCCCGCCGGACUAUCAUCCUAAGUUCGUGAUAUUUGGACCUAAGCAAAAUCAACGGAAUCCCGGAUUAAGCGGUGAAUCUCAGUUAUUGGGAGUUCCUCUAACAAGGAAUUCAGGAUCUGAGGAUAUUGCUAAACAAAUAUCUGACGUACAAGACAGAAUUGAAGAACUGAAGAGCCAGAGUUCUGCAAGUCCUAUAGAAUCAGAACAGGAUAACCGGACCACUUCAGAUUUACAGGACACUUUAUUGCAAUUGCAAUCCCAAUUAAGCUCCCAGUCAUCAGGAUCACAGUCCGAAUUCGACUCACAGUCAUCAGGAUCACAGUCCCAGAGUCAGUCAGGGUCUCAGUAUGUUCUUAAACAAAUUUCUGACUUAGAACCAGAAUUAGGGGACCUAAAGCCACAAAGCUCAGAGCAGACUAGUCUGUUUUCUACCCCGUUGAAUCCCGAACCUAAGCUCACAUCAGAUCUACAGUCCACGUUAUUCCAAGUUCGAUCCCAAUUGGCCUCACAGCCCUCAGAAGAGGGAUUGGUUCCUUCCCCGUUGAAUACCGAACUUAAGUCCACUUUAUUGGAGUUGCAAUCGCAAAUGGACUCAGAACCCUUAGGAGGAGCACAGUCACAAAUACAGUCCGAAUCAAGCUCACAGCUUGGAUCAAGAUCCGAUUCCCAGGUUCAGUCUAACAAACAAGUUUCUGACUUAGGAGAACCAUUAGAGGAGCCUCAAAACUCUUACGGGUUUAAUGAGCUUCCUGUCCCGUUGGAACCCGAAGCUCAGCCCACUUCAGAUUUACAGUCCACUUUAUUGGAAACGCAAUCCCAAUUGGACUCACAGCGGUCAGAAAAUGGAGUGCCUCCUGAUCCUGAACUUAAAUCCACUUUAUUGGAGUUGCAAUCGCAAAUUGAAUCACAGCCUUUAGGGUCCGAAUCGAGCUCACAGUCAUCAGGGUCCCAGCCACAAGAUCAGGUUCCCGACUUACAAAUACCAUUAGAGGAACAAAAGGGGAACCCUUUAAGGGUUAGACAACUCCCUAACCCGUUGGAUCGCGAUGCGAAUUCCACUUCAGAUUUGCAGUCUACGUUAUUGCAGGUGCAUUCUGAAUUGAACUCACAACCCUCAGAAAAUGGACCGUUGAGUCUCGAACCUAGGUCAGUUGUACAGUCUAAUAUAUUGGAAGUGCUGUCGCAAUUGAACUCUCAGUCGUCCGCAUCGAACUCACAAUCAUCAGGAUCACAGUUCCAAUCUAACUCCCAAACGUCAGUAUCACAGUCGAGCUCGCAGUCGAUCUCACAGUCAAGCUCACAGCCGAACACACAGUCGAGCUCACAGGAUCAGGUUUCCGGCUUAGAAAAAACAUUAGAUGAACAAUAUAGGAACUCCUUAGGGGUAAGACUGCUACCUAAACCGUUGGAUCGCGAUGCCAAUUCCACUUCAGAUUUGGAGUCUACGUUAUUGCAACUGCAUGCCGAAUUGAACUCACUGCGCUCGGAAAACGGACAACUUCCUAAUCCGUUGAAUCCCGAAUAUAAGUCAGUUGUACAGUCCAAUAUAUUGGAAGCGCUGUCCCAAUUGUACUCUCAGACGUCGACCUCAGCAGGAUCACAGUCCCAAUCUAACUCCCAGUCGUCAGUAUCACAGUCGAGCUCACAGUCGAAGUCACAGUCAAGCUCACAGUCAUCAGGAUCCCAGUCCCAGUCAUCUGGAUCGCAGUCCCAAUUACAGUCCAUAUCGAGCUCACAGUCAGGAUUACAGUCCACGCCUAACUCUCAGUCGGCAGGAUUACAGGCCCGUUUACAGUUCAAAUUGAACUCACAGCCAUCAAGUUCACAGCCUCAAGUACUACCCCAAAUCGCUAAUUCGGACCCACGAUUUCAGUUCAAAUGGAACUCACAGCCUCAAGUUCUACUCCAAACCAUUAAUUCGGACCAGCUAUCACAAUCUUUGGGAUCCCAGUCCCAGUCAGCGGGAUCGCAAUCCCAGUUACAGUCCGCAUCGAGCUCUCAGUCAUCAGGAUCCCAGUCCCAGUCAUCUGGAUCGCAGUCCCAAUUACAGUCCAUAUCGAGCUCAUCAUCAUCUGGAUCGCAAUCCCAGUUACAGUCCGCAUCGAGCUCUCAGUCAUCAGGAUCCCAGUCCCAGUCAUCUGGAUCGCAGUCCCAAUUACAGUCCGCAACGAGCUCUCAGUCAUCAGGAUCCCAGUCCCAGUCAUCUGGAUCGCAGUCCCAAUUACAGUCCAUAUCGAGCCCACAGUCAGGAUUACAGUCCACGCCUAACUCGCAGUCGGCAGGAUUACAGGCCCGUUUACAGUUCAAAUUGAACCCACAGCCAUCAAGUUCACAGCCUCAACUCCCACAAUCGUUGGGAUCCCAGUCCCAGUCAUCUGGAUCGCAGUCCCAAUUACAGUCCUCCCAGUCAUCGGGAUCGCAAUCCCAAUUACAGUCCGCAUCGAGCUCUCAGUCAUCAGGAUCCCAGUCCCAGUCAUCUGGAUCGCAGUCCCAAUUACAGUCCGCAUCGAGCUCUCAGUCAUCAGGAUCCCAGUCCCAGUCAUCUGGAUCGCAAUCCCAGUUACAGUCCGCAACGAGCUCUCAGUCAUCAGGAUCCCAGUCCCAGUCAUCUGGAUCGCAGUCCCAAUUACAGUCUAUAUCGAGCUCACAGCCAGGUUUACAGUCCGCGCCCAACUCGCAGUCGGCAGGAUUACAGGCCCGUUUACAGUUCAAAUUGAACCCACAGCCAUCAAGUUCACAGCCUCAAGUACCCCUAACCGACCGACGAAUGCAGUUCAAAUGGAACUCACAGCCUCAACUUCUACUCCAAACCAUUAAUUCGGACCAGCUAUCACAAUCUUCGGGAUCCCAGUCCCAGUCAUCUGGAUCGCAGUCCCAAUUACAGUCCGCAACGAGCUCUCAGUCAUCAGGAUCCCAGUCCCAGUCAUCUGGAUCGCAGUCCCAAUUACAGUCCAUAUCGAGCUCACAGUCAUCAGGAUCAAAGUCCCAUUCACAGCCUCAAGUACCCCUAACCGACCGACGAUUUCAGUUCAAAUUGAACCCACAGCCAUCAAGUUCACAGCCUCAAGUACCCCUAACCGACCGACGAAUGCAGUUCAAAUGGAACUCACAGCCUCAACUUCUACUCCAAACCAUUAGUUCGGACCAGCUAUCACAAUCUUCGGGAUCCCAGUCCCAGUCAGCGGGAUCGCAAUCCCAGUUACAGUCCGCAUCGAGCUCUCAGUCAUCAGGAUCCCAGUCCCAGUCAUCUGGAUCAGAGUCCCAAUUACACUCACAGUCAUCAGGGUCCCAGCCACAAGAUCAGGUUCCCGACUUAGAAAUACCAUUAGAGGAACAAAAGGGGAACCCUUUAAGGGUUAGACAACUUCGCGAUACGAAUUCCACUUCAGAUUUGCAGUCUACGUUAUUGCAAGUGCAUUCUGAAUUGAACUCACAACCCUCAGAAAAUGGACCGUUGAGUCUCGAACCUAGGUCAGUUGUACAGUCUAAUAUAUUGGAAGUGCUGUCGCAAUUGAACUCACAGUCGUCCGCAUCGAACUCACAAUCAUCAGGAUCAGAGUUCCAAUCUAACUCCCAGUCGUCAGUAUUACAGUCGAGCUCACAGUCGAUCUCACAGUCAAGCUCACAGCCGAACACACAGUCGAGCUCACAGGACCAGGUUUCCGGCUUAGAAAAAACAUUAGAUGAACAAAAGAGGAACUCCUUAGGGGUAAGACUGCUACCUAAACCGUUGGAUCGCGAUGCCAAUUCCACUUCAGAUUUGGAGUCUACGUUAUUGCAACUGCAUGCCGAAUUGAACUCACUGCGCUCGGAAAACGGACAACUUCCUAAUCAGUUGAAUCCCGAAUAUAAGUCAGUUGUACAGUCCAAUAUAUUGGAAGCGCUGUCCCAAUUGUACUCACAGACGUCGACCUCACAAUCAGCAGGAUCACAGUCCCAAUCUAACUCCCAGUCGUCAGUAUCACAGUCGAGCUCACAGUCGAAGUCACAGUCAAGCUCACAGACAUCAGGAUCCCAGUCCCAGUCAUCUGGAUCGCAAUCCCAAUUACAGUCCAUAUCGAGCUCACAGUCAGGAUUACAGUCCGCGCCUAACUCGCAGUCGGCAGGAUUACAGGCCCGUUUACAGUUUAAAUUGAACACACAGCCAUCAAGUUCACAGCCUCAACUACUACCCAAAAUCGUUAAUUCGGAUCAACGAUUUCAGUUCAAAUUGAACCCACAGCCUCAACUACUACCCCAAAUCUUUAAAUCGGACCAGGGAUCACAAUCUUCGGGAUCACAGUCCCAGUCAAGCUCAAGCUCUCAAAUUAAUGCCAAAAUUCAGGGUCAAUUAAAGACACAAUUAUUAGGAACACAGUCCGCCACGCCAUCACUGAUUAAGCUGCAGCCACCUCAAACACAGAUCCCAUCCAAUCCCAAUCGCAUGAUAGCCGGUCAAUUCCCUGCGAAAAUCUUUGUUCCAACACCAGCAGGCCCUACAAUCAAUAAAAAAUUAAAAAGUAUGAAACCCAUCGUUUUUACUCCUGAGUACAAAAUAGGUAGUCCUCCGCUCCCCUCCUCCCACCUCUUACCGAGUGGUAUUUUGGUGGACUCCAACCUGACUACAUCACCUCAAGUACAGACCCAACUCCCUGUGAAAAUGGUUGUUCCAACCUUAGCACGGCCCAGAAUCAUACAAGAUUUAAAAAAUAUCAAACCCAUCGUUUUUACUCCUGAGUACAAAAUAGAAAGUCCUCCAAGCUACCUCUCACUGAAUGAUAUUUUGGUUGACUCCAAGCUGGACACGAAUAACCUGAUUGAGAAGUAUGGCUACCCGUCGGAGACACACUUCACGGACACCGACGAUGGCUACCACCUCUGCUUGCAUCGUAUUCCGCGUCCUAAUGGACCACCAAUUUUAUUGGUCCACGGACUGAUGUCCAGUUCGGCCUCGUGGGUGGAAUUGGGACCAAAGAACGGUCUGGCUUACAUUCUUUACAGAAAGGGUUAUGAUGUCUGGAUGCUGAACACCCGAGGUAACAAAUACUCUCGGCAGAGCAAUCGACGUCAGAAGCCGCGCAAGUACUGGGACUUCUCCUUUCACGAGAUCGGUAAAUACGAUUUACCAGCAGCUAUCGAUCUCAUCCUAAACCAUACACAUAAGCCGAAAAUCCAAUACAUUGGACACUCGCAGGGCUCCACGGUUUUCUUUGUGAUGUGCAGCGAAAGACCAAAUUAUGCCCAUAAGGUGCAGCUCAUGCAGGCUCUUUCACCGACAGUUUAUCUGCGGGAAAACCGCAGUCCAGUGCUCAAGUUCCUCAGCAUGUUCAAAGGAAAGUAUGCGAUGUUACUUAACCUACUAGGCGGCUACGAGAUCUCUACAAAAACCAAGCUUAUCGAACAGUUCAAGCAGCACAUUUGCUCCGGCUCAGAGCUGGCUAGUCGUAUUUGCGCCAUCUUUGACUUUGUGGUCUGCGGAUUUGACUGGAAGAGCUUCAAUAAGACGCUAACCCCCAUUGUGGCUGCCCACGCCUCCCAAGGUGCCUCCGCCAAGCAACUCUAUCACUACGCACAGCUGCAUAAUUUCAAGGACUUCCACCAUUUCGACCAUGGGGAGAUUCUGAAUCGCGUUCGCUACCAGUCCCCCAAACCACCAGUUUAUAAUAUUUCCCAGGCACUGAGCAACGUGGUGAUUCACCAUGGACCAGGCGAUUGGCUGGGUUCCGAUUCCGAUGUGAUCCGCCUGCAGGAGCGUCUGCCUAAUCUCGUCGAGAGCCGAAGGGUUCCCUAUGACGGCUUCUCUCACUAUGACUUUACGCUUUCGUCAGAUGUCCGUCCGCUUGUCUACAGUCACGUCCUUCGACACUUGGCGAAUAUCCACCAGGGAUAAACGUAUUACUGGGUUUAUAAGCUAAAGGA